AUGCCAAAACCCCAGAAGAGACGGACAAGGACUCUUAGGCCAGAUGAGAAGAGACCAUUAGAAAAAUGUGCCAAAACUGAGAAUCUAGAUGGUGCAUCAGCUAAAACAGAGGACAGCCCUGAGAAGGUAUCAGCUUCUAAUUUUGGAAAGAAUCCAAGCAGCCACUGGCUAAUGAAGUCAGAGCCAGAAAGCAGACUAGAGAAAGGAGUAGAUGUGAAGUUUGGAAUUGAGGAUCUCAAAGAACAGCCCAAUCAGACAACAUGCUGGGAUGGUGUUCGAAACUACCAGGCCCGGAACUUCCUUAGAGCCAUGAAGCUGGAAGAGGAGGCUUUCUUCUACCAUAGCAACUGCAAAGAGCCAGGCAUUGCAGGACUUAUGAAGAUUGUGAAGGAAGCCUACCCAGACCACACACAGUUUGAGAAAAACAAUCCCCAUUAUGAUCCAUCCAGCAAAAAGGAGAACCCUAAAUGGUCUAUGGUCGACGUACAGUUUGUACGAAUGAUGAAGCGUUUUAUUCCCCUGGCUGAGCUCAAAACAUACUACCAAGCUCACAAGACCACUGGUGGCCCUUUAAAAAACAUGGCUCUCUUUACUUCCCAGAGACUCUCAGUUCAGCCCCUGACCCAAGAAGAGUUUGAUUUUAUUUUGGAACUGGAGAAGAAGCAACCAACUUAA
Messenger RNA from Elephantulus edwardii (Cape elephant shrew), 675 nucleotides. It is a transcript of the gene THYN1, whose product is annotated as thymocyte nuclear protein 1. The transcript has 7 exons. Gene Ontology annotation, cellular component: nucleus. The coding region runs from base 1 to 675 and encodes 224 amino acids. Lineage: Eukaryota; Metazoa; Chordata; Mammalia; Macroscelidea; Macroscelididae. The record is from RefSeq and is a predicted model, not a curated record.